AUGGAGGAAAUGGAUAUCGAGGAAGAGCAGAACGGCACUCGAGGUCCGCUGAGGAGGAACCGUGUGGUUUCUGCCGACCAUGAGGAGGCCCUGGCCGACCAGUGGGCGAGAUCCAUGGCUCUUAACAGUGAAGGUCUCGAGGUCAGCCAAUUCUUCCCUCUCCUCCCCCUUCCUCACCUUCCUUCUGCCCCAAAUCAAUCGAAGAAGAUCAAAAUAGAGGAUUCGUAGAACGACGGCAAAUCACCGAUCACUUCCUCACAAACUUCUGUGAGUGCAGGAUUUCGAUCACUGAUUGUCGUAAAAAUCAUGCUCGCCGUCUUACUACUUGGAUUGUACAUCAUGUUCAUUUCAUCAUGUUCUUCAUGCAUCGGGAGAGAGCCCCACGAAUAUCUCCGCAGACAACCGUGCCAUUAAUUGAAGAAGAUCGCCAGAUCAGGAUUUCUCGACACAUCUUAGUUCCGAACUGAUUAUCAUCCAAAUCACUGCGAAAUUUCAUUUUAAUUAUAUUUACUAAACAUUUUCCUUGCAAUGAUGAUCGUGUCCUUCUUGCUACACUGAAAUUUCUGUUUAACGGGGAAGGAUCUUUCAUACUCAUCGUUUUGAGAUAUUUUUCUUUCACCUAAAUUAAAUGUGGGACUAUUCGUAUACAUUAAUCGGCCUGAAGUUCGUGUGUUCCUUCGAUUCAGGGUCUGAUUCCACGGGCAAGACUGCUUCUGACGACAGGAGCAACAUUUUUUCUUGGAUUCUGGCCUCUGAUUAUCAUCACAAUUGGAUUAUUCUCAGCAACAGACUAUGUAAGAUCUUUUCUUCUUCUUUUUUACCUUGAAAUUUUCUAUUUUUUAGUGGUAAUAUACCCCCAAACGUUAGUCCAGAGGAUGGGAAAAAUAUGAAAGAAAAUAACAAAAUAUUAACAUUGGGAAAUUAAAUUAUAGGAUUAAACCGAAAAGGAGUAUUCCGGGUGUGUUAAUGGGCUGGCCCACGUUCCAAGCAGCCCACCUUUUCUCCAGUUUAUCGUUUACUAUUAAUUUUUCACCGUCCGAUCGAACAAUUGAUCUCUAUGAUGAUCUUGGUUCAUGUUUCAGUAUUUCGGCCCGGGCUUCGUACACGAGGCCCACAAGGCGGAGGUGUUGGGCCCAUCGGUUCCAUCACGAGAUGGAAGGAUUGCGCCACGUGUAGAGUAA
This is a messenger RNA of Spirodela intermedia, 1181 nucleotides long. The record is from the annotation of a GenBank genome assembly. Lineage: Eukaryota; Viridiplantae; Streptophyta; Magnoliopsida; Alismatales; Araceae.